This is a messenger RNA of Cucurbita pepo subsp. pepo (vegetable marrow), 1666 nucleotides long. NCBI's taxonomy places the organism in Eukaryota, Viridiplantae, Streptophyta, Magnoliopsida, Cucurbitales, Cucurbitaceae. The record is from RefSeq and is a predicted model, not a curated record.
UGGAAAAAUCCGACCCCAAACCUGAAAACGCCAACAGAAUAAGGCUCUGUGAUUUAUAUAGAAGCAACACCAAAUCAAAUCAUACAGAAAAGGGUCCUUUCAGAUACCGGAGACAUCAGGUUCUCUCCAUCGGAGGCUUCCCAGAAAUGCAGGCAUGCCUUUCUUUUAUCAUCUCUUUCUCUCUCAUUUCUCUUGCAUUCCAAUUCAACUUGCUCUUCAAUGGUGGCAGGGAUUCAAAGCAGCCAUUUGUUUCCAAUUUCAAAUUCUGUUUAUUUCACUCUGUCUCUUCACCUUCUCCUCCUCUCUCAAGGUUUUCGUGUCUCUUCUCCGUUUUUGUUCAUCGCUACUAAUCUCGUCUCUCUUCCUUCCCUGACAACACCUUCUGCCCCCUUUCAGAUGGGAGAAACUUGCUCCUCCGGCGAUGAAUGCGAUUCCGGUCUGCUUUGUAAUACUUGCCCUGUGAAUGGAAAUACGCGCCCUAGAUGCACUCGCAUCCAGCCUAUUAGUCCGACAUCCAAGGUAAAAGGGCUGCCAUUCAAUCGUUACUCAUGGCUUACGACUCACAAUUCGUUUGCUCGUUACGGUGAGAAAUCUGAGACAGGAUCGUUCCUACUGACGCCCACCAAUCAGGAAGAUACGGUCACCACUCAACUAAAUAAUGGAGUUCGUGGACUAAUGUUGGACAUGUACGACUUUCAAAAUGAUAUUUGGUUGUGUCACUCCUUCGGUGGCCAGUGUCUGAAUGUAACUUCAUUUAAACCGGCAAUCAAAGCAUUGAAAGAAGUUGAACAGUUUAUGGGAGCAAACCCAGAAGAGAUUGUCACAAUCUUCAUAGAAGACUAUGUGAUGUCUCCACAACGCUUGAGAAAGGUGUUCAAUGAUUCUGGACUAGAUAAGUAUUGGUUUCCCGUUUCCAGAAUGCCUCUAAAGGGUGGGGAUUGGCCAACCGUCGAUGAUAUGGUGAAGCAAAACCAGAGACUGCUAGUUUUCUCCUCUAUGCAAUCGAAAGAGGCCUCAGAUGGCAUCGCUUACCAGUGGCGCUAUGUCCUGGAAAGCCAAUAUGGAAAUGAAGGAAUGAAGCCUGGAUCUUGUCUGAACAGACCAGAGUCGCCUUCCAUGGAUACAGCAACCAUAUCCUUGAUCCUCAUCAACUAUUUUUAUACUAAUCCCAACAAAACGGCUGUUUGUUACGAUAACUCUGCCCCAUUAAUUAGCAUGAUGAAUACUUGCCAUCAAGCAGCCGGCAAACGGUGGCCAAAUUUCAUUGCCGUUGAUUUCUAUCAGAGGAGCGAUGGUGGAGGUGCACCAGAAGCUGUGGAUGUAGCCAAUGGCCAUCUCACUUGCGGGUGUAAUAAUAUUGCCUAUUGCAAGGGAAAUACAACAGGCGUAUGUGAUAACCCACCGGUUUCUCCCCCUCCACCGGCCGCCUUGGAAAGUCCAGUUGAUGCGGGAGACUCCGAUGGCGCACACUCUAAUGGCAGACCAGUCGAGAUCAGUUGGUUGCUUGGAACAAUUUUGACCGUGACACUGUUCUUACGCUUCAAUUAGUGGGUCAUUAUUCUGAUAGGCUCCCUUCCCUCCGAUGAUAUUGACAACCAGUUUAUUGGUUCCAUUCUUUUUACUACGUAUGCAAAUUAUAAUCUUCAAAUCAAAUACUUUUGAGAAA